This is a messenger RNA of Solanum pennellii, 2456 nucleotides long. Its product is annotated as glutathione S-transferase U17-like. Gene Ontology annotation, molecular function: glutathione transferase activity. The record is from RefSeq and is a predicted model, not a curated record. Bases 1621 to 2310 code for a protein of 229 amino acids. The transcript is spliced from 3 exons. Gene Ontology annotation, biological process: glutathione metabolic process. Gene Ontology annotation, cellular component: cytoplasm. Lineage: Eukaryota; Viridiplantae; Streptophyta; Magnoliopsida; Solanales; Solanaceae.
UUGAUUUUUAUCAUGGCUAAAAAUGAUUUGAAAAUAUUAGGAGCAUGGCGUAGUCCAUAUGUUAUGAGGCCUCGUAUUGCUCUUAACAUCAAAUGUUUAGCCUAUGAUUUCUUGGAGGAACAGUUAAGUUCUAAGAGUGAUCUUCUGCUUGUAUGAAAUCCAGUUUACAAGAAAAUUCCAGUUCUAAUUCAUGAUGGAAAUUCCAUUUGUGAAUCACUCAACAUUGUUCAGUAUAUUGAUGAAAAAUUGACUAAUUCUGGUCCCUCUAUUCUCCCCUUGAAUCCUUAUGAUCGUGCCAUUGCUCGAUUUUGGGCAUGUUAUAUUGACGAUAAGUGGUUUCCAUUAUUCCGUUCCUUCGCGGUUGCCCAAGGAGAGGAUGCCAUAAAGACAGCACUAGAGCCAGUGUUCGACGGUCUGGUGUUGUUGGAAGAUGCCUUCAAGAAUUGCAGCAAAGGAAAGAAGUUCUUUGGCGGAGACAAAAUUGGAUACGUGGACAUUGCACUUGGCUGCUUCUUAGGUUGGAUGAGGGUGAUCGAGAAGAUGAACAACGUCACACUACUUGACGAAGCCAAGACUCCAGGUUUAUACAAUUGGGCUGAAGAUUUUAGUGCUGAUAGUUCUGUCAAAGAUGUCAUGCCUGAAACUAAUAAGCUUGCUGAGGCUGCUAAGAACCUUAUACCCAAAAUUAGAGCUAAUGCAUCUAGAUAAAUCCAUACGCCACGUUUAGCCUAUGAAGCCUUAUUCUUAAUCUCUAGAGUCUAGCUAAGACCAUAUAUGGAAAUAACAUUUGGUAUUGUGUAAAACUACUAAGAAAUGAGUACUAUGAAGCCAAGAUCUACUAUUUAUUGGUUAAACCUUUAUGUGUUUAUUUCUGUUUUGGAACUUGAAAUUUUCUAAACCAAACAGAGUUCAGAAACUUACUGAGCUGAAAACGUAUAUACAUUCGUGUUGAGUUACAACACAAUCAAACCCGAAAACUUUUACAUAGAGAAGUAUACUUAGACUUCUCGCUUAUCAUAUAUGGAGUUUACAUAUACUCCUCGCAUAUGAAGUUUACAUAGGGUGCCUUACGCAACAUAGAGGACAGUAACUUUAGUUUCUGACUUGAACACCCGGGGUGCCUGCUGCCUCCAAGAUGUGGCUUUCCCUGGGCAAAGAGAAUCUUGCUGAUCCUACAUUGUUCGUCUAACAUACAAACAGAAAAUAAUUAUGCAUAAAAUACAUAUUUGUUUAUCAUAUGAUUAAGAUAUUAGUACUAAAAUACUAAAAAUUGAUGGUACCAUUAUGCUGUAUGAGUAGGAUGAUGAUGUAGUUUUGGAGCUUUAUGGUUUAUAAGAUGCCUUUACAAAGAAAAAGAUGCCAACUAACUCUUGGUAUUUUAAGUCAAAUUGUACAUCUGUGUUUAAGAGACCAUGAGAAGAAUCGAUGUGAAUAUAGUGGCGGAUUCAGAAUUUUUAAAUGAAUGAGCAUAGUACAACAUGUUGAUCCCACCUAUAAUAUUGUUUAUUUGGUAGUUAGAACAAACCAGCAUAAAUUACUAGAUAGAACUUAUGUGCAAGAAGCAUUAAAAACUCUGCUUAUUAGUCAUUCUUUCAAUAUUUGUUGUUGAAGAAGCUAGUCAUGGCAACAAAUAGUGUAAAGCUUCUAGGUACAUGGGCAUGCCCGUAUGUGUAUCGCGUUGAAAUAGCCCUCAAGAUGAAGUCUAUUGAGUAUGAGUUUAUACAAGAACGUGUGUUUAACAAAAGUGAGUUGCUUCUCAAAUCCAAUCCUGUUUACAAGAAAAUCCCAGUUCUGUUCCACGACGAGAAGCCUAUCUGUGAGUCCCUUGUCAUCCUUCAGUACAUCGAUGAAGCUUGGCUUAACGGUCCCUCCAUUCUUCCUUCUGAUCCCUAUGAUCGUGCCAUAGCACGAUUUUGGGCAGCCUAUAUAGAUGAAAAGUGGUAUCCAUUGGUAGCGGAUUAUAGGAACGUGGAAGGAAAGGAAGCAAAAGCAGCUAUGGUGGAGAGAAUUUCUGAAGGGACUUUGCUGCUGGAGGAAGCUUUUAUCGACAUGAGCAAAGGUAAAUCUUACUGUGGUGGAGAUAGUAUUGGUUAUGUUGACAUUGUUUUUGGUAGUUUACUCGGAUGGGUUAAGGUAAUCGAGAUCGUGGAUGAAUUGAAGAUACUAGACGAAACAAAGACGCCUAGCCUAGCUGAAUGGGAUGAGAAAUUUUGCUCAGACAACGUCGUAAAGAGUAUCAUUCCACAGGCUGAAAAACUUGUGGAAGUUUAUCACAAGUAUGUCGAGUUGAAGAAAGCUAACUCGAGUUAAUAAUGUUGCUGGUUUUUCUUUAUCUGUGCUUUGAAAAAUAAUAAAAGACGUUUGUUAUCAAAAAUACUACGUUCAGUUGAACUCGUAUAUAUCAUCUAAGGUUCAUCCCCCUUUUGAAUAGUUCUAAUAAAAUUUGCUUCAGAUCA